AUGUUUCACUCAGACCGAAUGUGGAGCUGUCAUUGGAAAUGGAAGCCAAGUUCUCUUUUGUUCUUAUUUGCUUUGUGUCUUGUGUAUGCUCCUCUCUCAGUAUGGGCAUGUGCCAACUGCAGGGUGGUCCUCUCCAACCCUUCCGGGACCUUUACUUCUCCGUGCUACCCUAACGACUACCCCAACAGCCAGGCUUGCAUGUGGACCCUCCGAGCCCCCACGGGCUAUAUCAUUCAGAUAACAUUUAGUGACUUCGACAUUGAAGAAGCUCCCAAUUGCAUUUAUGACUCAUUAUCCCUUGAUAAUGGAGAGAGCCAGACGAAGUUUUGUGGAGCAACUGCCAAAGGCCUAUCAUUUAACUCAAGUGCGAAUGAGAUGCAUGUGUCUUUUUCAAGUGACUUUAGCAUCCAGAAGAAAGGUUUCAAUGCCAGCUACAUCAGAGUUGCCGUGUCCUUAAGGAAUCAAAAAGUCAUUUUACCCCAGUCACUUGAUUCUUACCAGGUAUCUGUUGCAAAAAGUGUCUCUAUUCCAGAGCUCAGAGCUUUCACACUCUGCUUUGAAGCAACCAAAAUCGGCAAGGAAGACAGCGAAUGGAUAGCUUUCUCCUACUCAGGUGCAUCCUUCCCACAAUUGCUCAGUUUCGGAAAGACCAAGAGUGGCUACUUUCUAUCAUUUUUUGGCUCAAAAUGCUUACUAAACAGUGCUUUACCUGUGAAAGAUAAGGAAGAUAUUUUCACAGAAAGCUUCGAGCAGCUCUGCAUUGUUUGGAGUAGUUCUUUGGGCUCCAUUGGUGUAAAUUUCAAAAGAAACUAUGGAACAGUUUCAUGCAAUUCUACGAUUAGUAAAGUUAUUCCCGGGAAUGGGAAAUUGUUGCUGGGCUCCAAUCAACAUGACAUUGGCUCCCUCAAAGGGGACAUUUAUAACUUUAGACUUUGGAAUUUUACCAUGAGUUCCAAAAUCCUCUCCAACCUCAGCUGCAGUGUGAAAGGGAAUGUGGUGGACUGGCAAAAUGACUUCUGGAAUAUCCCAACCGUAGCUCUGAAAGCUGAAAGCAACCUCAGCUGUGGUUCCUACCUGAUUCCACUCCCAGCAGCAGAGCUAGCCAGCUGUGCAGAUUUGGGGACCCUCUGCCAAGCUACUGUAAACCCUCCUAGUACUACAUCACCCACUGUCACCACUAACAUGCCUGUUACUAACAGAACCGAUAAACAAAGGAAUGAUGGGAUUAUUUAUAGAAUUUCCAUAGUGAUUCAAAACAUCCUUCCUCACCCCGAGGUGAAAGUACAGAGCAAGGUGGCAGAAUGGCUCAAUUCAACUUUCCAGAAUUGGAACUACACUGUUUAUGUGGUUAAUAUCAGUUUUCACCUGAGCACUGAAGAGGACAAGAUUAAAGUGAGGAGAAGCGUUGUGACUGACCAAAGGUUGGUGAUUUUGGCCCUUUUGGUUUAUAAUGCUACCAACAAUCCCACUUUAGAAGGAAGAACCAUUCAGCAGAAGCUUUUAAGAAAUAAUGAGUCCCUGGAUGAGGGCUUGAGGCUACAUACAGUGAAUGUGAGACAACUGGGUAUAUGUCACUCUGUUGAGGAACCCAAAGGCUAUAAAUGGCCAAGCAUCCAACCUUCUGAAUACAGAAUGCCCUGUCCAGGGAAACAGGGCUUCUCUGCUUCACGAACAUGUUAUAAAGACUCUGUCAACACUUCUAUAGCCUACUGGGGGCCUCCCGAUAUCUCCAAUUGCUCAAGGGAAGCAAAUGAAGUUGCCAAUCAGAUUUUAAAUUUAACCAGUGACGGGCAGACAUUAAGCUCCGCCAAUAUCACCAGCAUCGUAGAACAGGUCAAAAGGAUUGUAAAUAAAGAAGAAAACAUUGAUAUAACGCUUGGCUCAACCUUAAUGAAUAUAUUUUCUAAUAUUUUAACCAGCCCAGACAGCGAUUUGCUUGAGUCAUCUUCUGAAGCUUUGAAAACAAUUGAUGAAUUGGCCUUCAAGAUAGACCUACAGAGCACAACACACGUGAAUAUCACAACUCGGAAUCUGGCUCUUGGAGUAUCAUCUGUGUCCCCAGAGACCAAUGAAAUUUCAAAUUUUAGCAUUGGUCUUCCAAGCAAUAAUGAAUCAUACUUCCAGAUGGAUUUUAAGAGUGGACAAAUGGAUCCUUUGGCUUCUGUCAUUUUGCCUCCGAACUUACUUGAGAACCUAAGUGAAGAGGAUUCUGUAUUAGUUAAAAGAGCACAAUUUACUUUCUUCAAUAAAACUGGGCUUUUCCAGGAUGUAGGAACCAAGAAAGUCACCUUAGUAAGCUAUGUGAUGGCGUGCAGUAUUGGAAACAUUACUAUCCAGAAUCUGAAGGAUCCUGUUCAGAUAAAGAUCAAACACACAAGAACUCAGGCAGUGGCUCGUCCCAUCUGUGCCUUCUGGGAUUUGAACAAAAAUGAAGGUUCUGGAUUUUGGAACACUUCAGGAUGUGACAGACACAAAGAUUCAGAUGCCAACGAGACAGUCUGCCUGUGUAACCACCUCACCCACUUUGGGGUUCUGAUGGACCUUCAAGGAACUGCCUCACAUUUGGAUGCAAAGAACACUAAAAUCCUCACCUUCAUUACCUAUAUUGGGUGUGGAAUAUCUGCCAUCUUUUCAGCAGCUACCCUCCUGACAUAUGUUGCUUUUGAAAAAUUACGAAGGGAUUAUCCUUCCAAAAUCCUGAUGAACCUCAGCACAGCUCUGCUGUUUCUGAAUCUCGUCUUCCUCCUGGACGGGUGGAUCACCUCAUUUCAUGUGGAUGGACUUUGCACGGCCAUCGCAGCCUUGCUGCACUUCUUCCUUCUAGCUGCCUUUACCUGGAUGGGACUAGAAGCGAUUCACAUGUACAUUGCUCUGGUGAAAGUAUUUAACACUUACAUUCGCCGGUACAUCCUGAAAUUCUGCAUCAUUGGCUGGGGUGUGCCUGUCUUAGUUGUGUCCAUUGUUCUAGCGAGCAGAAAGCAAAAUGAAGUCUAUGGAAAACACAGUUAUGGAAAAGAACAAGGUGAUGAAUUCUGUUGGAUACAGGAUCCUGUCGUAUUUUACGUGACCUGUGCCGGGUAUUUCGGACUCAUGUUUUUGCUGAACGUCGCCAUGUUCAUUGUGGUGAUGGUGCAGAUCUGUGGGAGGAACGGCAAGAGAAGCAGCCGGACGCUGCGUGAGGAGGUCCUCCGGAACCUGCGUAGCGUGGUCAGCCUGACGUUUCUCCUGGGCAUGACGUGGGGGUUUGCUUUCUUUGCCUGGGGACCUUUGAAUGUCCCCUUCAUGUACCUCUUCUCCAUCUUCAACUCGUUACAAGGCUUUUUUAUAUUUAUCUUCCACUGUGCUAUGAAGGAGAAUGUUCAGAAACAGUGGAGGCGGCAUCUCUGCUGUGGUAGAUUUCGGUUGGCAGACAACUCAGAUUGGAGUAAGACAGCUACCAACAUCAUCAAGAAAAGUUCUGAUAAUCUAGGAAAAUCUUUGUCCUCCAGCUCCAUUGGUUCUAACUCAACCUACCUUACAUCCAAGUCUAAAUCCAGCUCUACCACCUACUUCAAAAGGAACAGCCACACGGAUAAUGUCUUCUAA
Molecule: messenger RNA, 3585 nt
Organism: Budorcas taxicolor (takin)
Lineage: Eukaryota; Metazoa; Chordata; Mammalia; Artiodactyla; Bovidae
Gene: ADGRG6
Product: adhesion G protein-coupled receptor G6
Exons: 24
Coding region: 1-3585 (1194 amino acids)
Biological process (GO): heart trabecula formation; adenylate cyclase-activating G protein-coupled receptor signaling pathway; cell surface receptor signaling pathway
Cellular component (GO): membrane
Molecular function (GO): G protein-coupled receptor activity; laminin binding
Source: RefSeq, a predicted model, not a curated record